This is a messenger RNA of Theileria equi strain WA, 906 nucleotides long. Its product is annotated as signal peptide-containing protein. Bases 1 to 906 code for a protein of 301 amino acids. The record is from RefSeq and is a predicted model, not a curated record. The transcript has a single exon. NCBI's taxonomy places the organism in Eukaryota, Apicomplexa, Aconoidasida, Piroplasmida, Theileriidae.
AUGAAGGCGUUGGCUGUUCUAUUUGCGGUAUACCUAUUGGGACAAUGCCAAUGUGGAAAUGACGACGAUGAAGAGAUUGGACCUUGGAAUGAAAAUGUCUCCACAUACGAGUAUCACUACGACGGGAAUGACGUGAUGUUGAUCAUUCCAAAGAGAGGAGUUUCCAUCUACACUGUAGCCUGCGGCACGUCUGAAAUUUGGAGCCAGGUAGAGGGCCAAGAAUUCGAGUAUCUCAAGUGUUUCAUGAAGCACGGCGAACCAAUGGCUCUUUUGGUGGCCAAGAGCCAAGACGGUUAUGCGACUGGGAGAUGGUAUGCAAGGGAUGGCAACAAGUGGAAGAAUAGUAUAAAGGCGAGCAAAGAGGUAAUUACAGGGUUGAAGGUACUCGUGCCAGAAAGGAAUAAAUUUGUCCUGGACCUCGACUACAAGGAAGACAUCGAAGAAUGCAGAAUAUUUGAAAUUAGUUUUUUUGAGUCUCCAAUGAGGGUCUACUACGCAAAUAAUGGAUACUGUAGCACAGAGGUUGUCUUCUCUGGAGCUCCGGUUUGGAAGGGCACAAAUGGCAGUGUAUGCGUUGCAUGUGACGCCUAUUUAAAGGACGGAAAACCCACUCUCAUACUUUUAGUCAUUAUAACCACUGGAAAUUCUGUCUUCAAGCAUUUUGAGAGGAAUGAAAAGGACGAAUGGAGCGAGAUUAGUGACCACGAUUUUACCACAAGGGCGGAGGCAUUUAGAACUUACAAGAGUAGCAAAGGGUACAAGAUGGAGAAGGAAUUUGUGCUAAAUUUGAAGCCAGCAAAGCCGUGGUGGAUCAGGUCAUUUAACGCGGUAACAAGAGCCCUUUCAAGACCCAGAAAUGUUCCCUUUUCUCCAUUGGAAGAAGAUGUGUCCGCUCUAGAUAAGUGA